GCGGCAGAAACAUGACAAAGGCAAAUUUCAACAGGAAAGCAAACAGGCAACAAAGAAGCUUCUUCAGCUUGUUCAAGUAACUAUUUAUCCUACUUCACCGUUCCCCUUCUGUCCUCAAGUCCCAAAAGCAACCCACAAGCUCAUCUGCCAGUCGAUAAUGGCGGACCGGUUCUUCCCAAAUAUAAUGCCAGAUUUCGUAGCCGAAACUCCAACUUUACCAACCCAAGAAGCAGAACCCGAAAUUGGGUCUGGCUCACUCAUGAAACUCCUCUCCAUGCCUUACCCAUCUCUCUCCGAGCGCUUCAAGCGCACAGCUUUGGACCUCAAAGAAACCAUACUCAUAGAGACAUGGGGAGCCACUGGUCAACACGUCCAAGACUUCACUCUCUACGCUGGGGCUCUGGGCACUGCCCUUUUGCUCUUCAAAUCUUACCAAGUCACCAGCAACACGAAUGAUCUGAGUCUUUGUUCUCAGAUUAUCAAGGCCUGUGACUCUGCUUCUCUUGGUUCAAGGGAUGUGACAUUCAUAUGUGGCAGAGCAGGUGUUUGUGCUCUUGGGGCUGUUGCAGCAAAGCACCUCGGUGACUCUGCUUCUCUUGAUUAUUAUUUAGCCCAGUUUAGGGAGAUUAAGCUGUCAAGAAAUCUCCCUGAUGAAUUGUUAUAUGGGAAAGUUGGGUUUUUGUGGGCUUGCUUGUUUUUUAACAAACAUCUUGGCGAGGGUACAAUUUCUUCAGCAUACAUGAGAGCAGUUGUGGAUGAAAUUAUCAAGAACGGCCGAGCAUUGGGCAAGAGAGGAAGAUGCCCCUUGAUGUUUGAAUGGUAUGGGGAGAAGUAUUGGGGAGCUGCACAUGGAUUGGCAGGGAUUAUGGAUGUUUUGAUGGACAUGGAAUUGAAGCCAGAUGAGGUUGAAGAUGUCAAGAGUACUCUCAAAUACAUGAUCGAUAAUCACUUUCCUAGUGGUAACUACCCUGCUAGUGAAGAAGAUAAAAACAGAGAUGUUCUUGUUCACUGGUGUCAUGGAGCUCCUGGAAUUGCCCUCACUCUUGCAAAAGCUGCAAAGGUUUUUGGAGAUAAAGAAUUUAUGGAAGCAGCUGUUGAUGCAGCAGAGGUGGUGUGGAAACGCGGACUGCUAAAGCGAGUUGGCAUUUGCCAUGGCAUUAGUGGGAAUGCAUAUGUGUUCCUUUCGCUCUACCAACUGACAGGAAAUCUAGGGUUCUUAUACAGAGCCAAAGCUUUUGCGUGUUUUCUAGUUGAUAGAGCUCACAAGCUUAUAUCAGAGGGAGAGCUCCAUAGAGGUGAUAGCCCUUACUCCUUGUUUGAAGGGGUUGGCGGUAUGGCUUAUCUUCUUUUGGACAUGAUUGAACCUUCUCAGGCAAAGUUUCCUGCUUACGAACAGUAAACUGUGUUUGUAAGAGGGAAGGGGAAUCCUCCUUGUGUAAAAUUACCGUCACUCGUUGUAAUUUAUACUGAGUAUAUAUGACAACUUUUCUGACCAGGUACCAGAAAAUGUACAUCUCCAUUUAGUUAAAACUGCAGUAGUCUCUCUAUUAUC
Molecule: messenger RNA, 1552 nt
Organism: Prunus avium (sweet cherry)
Lineage: Eukaryota; Viridiplantae; Streptophyta; Magnoliopsida; Rosales; Rosaceae
Source: RefSeq, a predicted model, not a curated record